Molecule: messenger RNA, 2045 nt
Organism: Lotus japonicus
Lineage: Eukaryota; Viridiplantae; Streptophyta; Magnoliopsida; Fabales; Fabaceae
Product: F-box protein At5g07670
Exons: 2
Coding region: 194-1684 (496 amino acids)
Biological process (GO): SCF-dependent proteasomal ubiquitin-dependent protein catabolic process
Cellular component (GO): SCF ubiquitin ligase complex
Molecular function (GO): protein binding
Source: RefSeq, a predicted model, not a curated record
AUAGAGAGAAAGAGAGGGAGAGAGACUCAAGUUUCAACAAACAUUUCCGUUGGUGUUGGCCUACCAAGAAACUACAUUUCAAUUCAAAUUAAAUACUGUUUGUUACUUUCAUUUCAUACUACUAGAUUGAUUACAAGAAGAGAACAACGACGCUGCACCACCGUCAACCGCCGCCACCACCACCACCACCACGAUGGCGUUUCCACCAGAGAAUCAGAACCAGAAUGAAAACCCUAACCCUAGCCCCAUCCCUAGUCCUACAUUGAAGAAGAAGAGAGGACCCAGGUGGUCCGAUAUCUGGCUCAAGCACACCAAAUCCAAACCCCUCAGCCCCAUGGUUGUGGCGAUGCAGCUUCACUCUCUUCCUUCUCACAAAGACAAAUCUGACAACAUCAACAACCCCUUAAUCUCCAACUUCUCCAUCAUUGACCGAACCCUUCUUCUUACUGACGAGCUUCUUCUCAGGAUCCUCGCCAAGCUCCCUGAUUCUCAGAGGAACUCGAAUUCCCUCGUUUGCAAGCGCUGGCUCAAUCUCCAGGGUCGCCUUGUUCGCUCAAUCAGGAUCCUGGACUGGAACUUCCUCUUAUCUGGUAGAUUGAUUCACAGGUUCCCUAAUCUCAACCAUGUUGAUUUGGUUCCUGGGUCUUUGAUUUCACCUAAAAGCUCCUGCAUUCUGAUUGGGAAUCGUGUUUUGUCGAUGCAUAUCGAUUCUGGGUCUUCCCCAAAUUGGUGUUUUUGUGAGGAGAAUAUGCUUCCUGUUGAGGUCAUUGAUAAUGGGCUUAGUGCACUGGCUAGUGGGUGUCCCAAUUUGCGCAGGGUUCAGGUUGUCGGUGCCAGUGAGAUGGGUUUGCUGAGUGUGGCUGAGGAGUGUCCUACAUUGCAGGAACUGGAGCUGCAGAUGUGCAGUGACAAUGUGCUUCGCGGGAUCGCGGCGUGUGUGAAUCUGCAGAUCUUGAAACUGGUUGGGAAUGUUGAUGGCUUCUAUAGUUCUGUGGUUUCUGAUAUUGGGUUGACCAUUUUGGCUCAGGGUUGUAAGAGGCUGGUGAAGCUGGAGCUUAGUGGGUGUGAAGGUAGCUUUGAUGGGAUUAAGGCUAUUGGUAAGUGCUGUCAAAUGUUGGAGGAGUUGACCUUCUGUGAUCAUAGGAUGGAUGAUGGAUGGCUUGCUGCACUUUCAUACUGUGAGAAUUUGAAGACCUUGAAGUUUCAGUCUUGUAAGAGAAUUGAUCAGAAGCCAGGGCUAGAGGAGUAUUUGGGUUCUUGUCCUGCACUUGAACGGCUUCAUUUGCAGAAAUGCCAAUUACGGGACAAGAAGAGCAUUGCAGCUAUGUUUUCUGUAUGCAGGACUGCCAGGGAGAUUAUUCUUCAGGACUGCUGGGGAUUGGAUAAUAGCAUGUUCAGUCUUGCAGUUAUUUGCAGGCGGGUAAAAUUGAUUUGCUUAGAAGGAUGCUCAUUGCUAACAACAGAAGGUUUGGAGUCUGUAAUUCAUUUGUGGAAGGAACUUCAGAGUCUUAGAGUAGUCUCAUGUAAGCAUAUCAAGGACAGUGAAAUCUCUCCUGCACUUGCAACCUUGUUUACCACCCUCAAAGAAUUGAAAUGGAGUCCAGACACCAAGUCACUACUUCCAUCAAGACUUGUAGGGAUAAGCAUAGGAAAGAAAGGCGGGAAAUUUUUCAAAAAGACAUGAUUACCUAAAUUCGCCAUGUAGUUGUCUAAUAAAUCUCGGCCAUCGUCUUAUAGCAUGAAUGAAUCAGCUUCUCCUUUGCUAGAAUCAAUUCUGAAACCCAGAAAUUACUUACAAAAGUUUUUCCUCCAGAAUUGAUUCUUCCUUCAGAAUCAAUUGUAGGAAAGGUUUCAAUCAUGCACUAAACUUAUUAUUUUCACUGAUGUUAGUGAAAAUUCUACCAAUGUGUAAUCAAUUUAUUACGGUUAACUUAGAUGUUGACGGUGGAACAUAUUUCCUUUCGUUUCUUCUUCCAUCAGACUAAAGAAGAAGCUUGUAGAUGUAAUUAUGUAAAAGUCGAGUAAAAAUUGGGUUCCUUGUUCCA